Schizosaccharomyces japonicus yFS275 is the source of this 2049-nucleotide messenger RNA. Its product is annotated as DNA replication pre-initiation complex subunit Sld3. Gene Ontology annotation, biological process: DNA replication initiation. The transcript is spliced from 2 exons. NCBI's taxonomy places the organism in Eukaryota, Fungi, Ascomycota, Schizosaccharomycetes, Schizosaccharomycetales, Schizosaccharomycetaceae. The record is from RefSeq and is a predicted model, not a curated record. Bases 1 to 2049 code for a protein of 682 amino acids.
AUGGAGGACUAUUCAGGCUCGUCGGGCACGUUUUGUAUAAAGGCUCCCGCUGGCUGGAAACAAUCCGUCAUUAAAGUUACACCAUUAGCUACAACAUCAAGACAAAACAUAUGCCUGCAUUGGUGUCUCCCUAAACCGUAUCACACGUUUACUUGCACCUCGCUACAGUUCAUAGUGCUUAGACCAGCAGGAUCCAAUAUCCUGUUAGGAGAAAUUCAAAACGACGAACGGACUUCGUUGGUCGCCAUCGAACAUGUUCGCGAAGGGAGAAUAUGCACUUGUAUUCUUGUCAAACAGUGUUCCUUGGAAGCAGCUGAAACUCAUUUCCCAAUCACCAACAAGCGUCACGGAAAAGCUCAUCCUCCUCUCACUGGCGUCACAGCUCUCCCUUUGUGGAACGAGAGCUACAUCGCACUAAUCGAAAAGGUGGAGCUAACCCCGAAGCCUGCAUCAACUGACAACAAACCAAACACAACCGAAUCCCAAGCUGAACCUCGUUCUCCGCCUUCUCCUACGACAACGGUCGGUAGCAUCGAACACGGUUUUGCUAUCCUCGUUACGAAGUUUUGUGAGCAGCUCUUUCUCAGUACCGCCCCUGUUGCCUUCUUUGCAAAGUCUCUAGUUGGACGUUUCCGUUCGUGUCUUCACUCUUUGAAGAGCACUGCUACGGCUGCAGAUGUUUUCUUACAAGACACGCUUAAACUCGUCGAAACGCUCCCCGAUCUGAGUGAAGUCAACAUUCAUGCCCAAAAAUGCUAUGAAGCCCUCCAAAAUGGCGAGCCUUUCAAUCUGGAGCCACCUACGCACUGGUCUCCCUGUACUACUAAAUGCGUGCGCGAAUGGGUGUCGUCAUAUCUUGAACAACCUCGCGAACAAAUUAAUGAUGAUUCUUUCCAUCGCGUAGUUUCCUCUUUAAAGAUUCGUUAUUGUGAGUUGCUUGUCUUACUGUGCUUUGAGCUUUUACACUUGGCUACUUCAUUUUUCCCCGAGCUUCCAUCAAUUACGGAUAAAACCUCCUUAAUUUAUCAACUUUUUUAUAAACUGAAAGUAUGUUUGGAGUCUGCAUUCGACCGGUUAUGCAUUUGGCGAUCUUUGGAAGAAAAACCCCCGGGCGCCAUUGAAGAAGACUUUCUGAUAAAGUUUUGCCAGGAGGUGAUCCAUCCAUUUUACGGUUCAAAAUUCCCGCAUAUCUCUGUUAAGCUCUUACAAAAAUGUUCGGGUCCUGGUUUCAAUACCUCUCGUUCUUCGCAUUCGUCUACAAAUUCAUCCUCUUCAAAAUCGAGGAAGCGCCGCGUUUCCGAUAUCCAUGGUCUCUCAAGCAAAGUACCCUCAAUACAACAUUCCGCUGCUAACCGUCAGCAACGGUUAAAGUCAAGACGAUACACGCUCGACCCAGAUCAAAUAAAACAGCUUCAACGCAAAACCGUGUCUCCGUCACCUGAAGCGAUACGCGAAAAACGAUUGCAAGAACUCAAUCGCAGUCUGUCUCUUCCUCGUUUCCUAACUGAACGCAGUAAGAAACGACUUUCAACCUCGGGUGUCUCACAAUUCCGAAGUCGGGAAGUUGAGAUGCCCUCAAGAAAAAUGUCAUCCAGCGAACACAUGUCCGUUAAGGUUUCCAAUCUUAGUACAUCUCGUCCAAACCGUUCCUUAACAGAAGCGUUUCGCUUGGCCAGCCCACAGCUUCAGCUCUCGCGAACCAAGUCAACUAGCCGAAAUAGCAUUGGAACGCUUGUCCGAUCGAAGACACUGUCGGACUUGGACGACCCUCCAUCAACCGUUCAAGUUCAGGUUCAGUGUACUCCUCAGAAACCUGCACGAUCUACUGUGGAAUUCAAUGCUAACAAGCCCAUACCGCCUCCGAACCUUAACCUGGGUAUGACGCCUCCUAAACCAAAACAACACUCUUUACACCGUACUCAAUCCACCUAUCCAGUUUCUUCAAUCUUCGAAAGCCCGUCCAAACGUAUCCCUCCUCCUUCCUUUGCCGUUCCUGGUACCCCCGUUAAACAAACUGUUCCCUCUACUCCUCAAAAGCCUGCGCCUUAA